GGGGGAUGUUAAGGGUGGGGAGGCGGGGAUGGGGGAUUUGUUUUCCAAAUCCAAGAAACAGCGCCGAGUGGCCGCGAAGCGACUCCGCAAGGAACAGGCCAUGAACCCGGGGAUGCUGAUCCCCAAGGUGCCCAUCUACGAGCAGACGGUCGACCUGCCCACUGGCGACGGGUCGUUGCAGGGCGCGGUGCAGGCGGGCGAGGCGCGAGACGAGCUGACGAAGGCGAUGCGGGAUAAGCGGCGAGCGACGAUCAAGGAGGCGAAUUUCCUCAAGGCUAUGAGCUGAGGUGGUGGGGCGUGAUUUUGGGAGGGUAUGGAUAUGUGUUUUGAUAUUGUGAUGAGAUUGGAUGGAUGGAUGGAUGGCUUGGGGGGGGAAGAAAUGACAGUGAGUGUGUACGACAAAUGUGUGUGUAUCACGGCAUAGACGCAAUGGUUGUAUGGUCGUUGAUCGCAAUUACAA
Dothidotthia symphoricarpi CBS 119687 is the source of this 460-nucleotide messenger RNA. RefSeq lists its product as uncharacterized. The transcript is spliced from 2 exons. The record is from RefSeq and is a predicted model, not a curated record. Lineage: Eukaryota; Fungi; Ascomycota; Dothideomycetes; Pleosporales; Dothidotthiaceae. Bases 29 to 286 code for a protein of 85 amino acids.